Messenger RNA from Abrus precatorius (Indian licorice), 1152 nucleotides. Its product is annotated as probable membrane-associated kinase regulator 2. Gene Ontology annotation, cellular component: plasma membrane. The transcript is spliced from 2 exons. The record is from RefSeq and is a predicted model, not a curated record. The coding region runs from base 1 to 1152 and encodes 383 amino acids. NCBI's taxonomy places the organism in Eukaryota, Viridiplantae, Streptophyta, Magnoliopsida, Fabales, Fabaceae.
AUGGAAGCUUUUAGCUUUCUCAAAUACUGGAAAGGAGGUGCCGCACUCACUCUCACACCUACCUCACCCACACUACCUCUAAGCGACAUCCAAACCCACCAAGACGACACCGACGAUGGCCCUUUCUUCGACUUAGAGUUCACUCUACCCGACGACUCUGAAGACGCUAAUGAAAAUCUAAACGACGACCUAGGCGACGAUGAUAUUAAUAACAACGACAACGAUGACUCAGAGUCAGAGUCAGAGUCAGAGAGUGAGUUCAAGUUCACCAUUUCCCCUUCCAAUUCCAGCAAUGACCCUAACCUUUCGCCCUCACCUUCCCACUCCGAACCUAACUCCAAGCCUCACCUCACUGCCUCCUUCUUCAAAUCCGCCACCAAGUUCCGCGUCUUCAUGUUGGGCCUCAAGAAAUCAAAGCCCAACGUCGUCUCCGACAAAGAGCCCAACGCCUCUGACUCACAGCCCAAGAAGUCGCAACAGAGAAAGCUUUUUACAGUGAAAUUCAAGGUUGAAGAAGCUCCCAUUCUGUCUUUCUUCACCAGAGAUAACAGUUCAAAAGGAAAACCUUCUCAGAACACACAGGAGUCGCAGUCACAAACAGAGACGCUAUCACUUUCUUCUGCUUCCGACGAAAAUCGCUUAAUGCGCAAGUAUUUUAAAAUGGUUAAACCUCUUUACGUUAAGGUUUCUAGAAGGUUCUCUGAGCAGCUCAACGCGAGCACACCUGAGUCAGAUAAAGCGGAAACGCCACAGCCGGAGUCUUCUCCGGCCAAGGGGGUGGCGGAGAAGCCUCAGACGGAAGCUGAAAGUUCUGAAACUGCGGGAACCAACGGGAAGGGUCAGAAGCAGGGGAACAUUCCUCUGCCUGCAGGGCUACGAGUUGUGUGCAAGCAUUUGGGGAAGAGUCGUUCGGCGUCUUCGUCGGCGGCGACACCGACCCCGGCGGCGGCAGCUUUAGUUUCUUCGAGGCGGCGUGAUGAUUCGCUGUUGCAGCAACAGGAUGGGAUUCAGGGUGCUAUUUUGCAUUGCAAGAGAUCCUUCAAUGCUUCUAGAGAUACAGAAUGCGAGUCUUCUGAGCUGGCAGGAUGUGUAAGCGAUUCAUUGCAGGAUAUAUCUCCGGAAUUAUCUAGAAAUUCUACGAAUGAAGGAUAA